Melospiza georgiana is the source of this 1467-nucleotide messenger RNA. RefSeq names its product solute carrier family 7 member 13 (gene SLC7A13). Gene Ontology annotation, cellular component: membrane. Bases 1 to 1467 code for a protein of 488 amino acids. Lineage: Eukaryota; Metazoa; Chordata; Aves; Passeriformes; Passerellidae. Gene Ontology annotation, molecular function: L-amino acid transmembrane transporter activity. The record is from RefSeq and is a predicted model, not a curated record. The transcript is spliced from 4 exons. Gene Ontology annotation, biological process: amino acid transmembrane transport.
AUGGGAAAAGAAGAAAACAAUGACCCCAAAGAUGUUCAAAGAAAAGGAAAAGCCAAGAUUCAACUCAAAAGAAAUAUAGGUUAUUUUGAUGGGGUAAGUUUUAUUGUAGGAUCAAUUGUUGGAGCUGGGAUCUUUGUGUCUCCCACAGGGGUGUUAAAACAUUCCUUACUCAAUGUUGGCGUUGCACUAACGAUCUGGACCGCAUCUGGGCUGGUUUCUCUGAUGGGUGCCCUCUGCUAUGCGGAGCUGGGAACCGCUCUGCCCUUCUCCGGAGGAGAGUACAGCCACAUUAAAAGAGGCCUUGGAUCCCUACCCGCCUUCGUGUUUAUCUGGACAGCAACGUUCACCAAGCCAGCAUCAAAUGCUGCUCGAGCCUUGCUGUUUGCUGAAUAUGCCACACAGCCAUUCUAUGGCAUUUGUCCUGCACCAGAUGUGCUGAAGAAGUGCUUGGCCUUGGCCGUUCUCUGGUCCCUGGGGAUUUUAAAUGGCCUCAGCGUCAAAAUGUCUGCGUGGGUGCAGACAGUUUUCACUCUGCUGAAGAUGAUGGCCUUGUCUGUGAUUGCUGUUGGUGGCAUAGUUCUCCUCGUUACCAGGCAAAAGGAGAGUCUGGCCAGGUUUGAGGACAUGUUCAGCUCAGAGAUCCCCAACGCCUCACAGAUUGCCGAAGCCUUCUUCCAGGGGCUGUACGCGUACGGCGGCUGGUGGUCCCUCAACUACAUGGCAGAGGAGAUGAAACGUCCCAGCAGAAAUAUCCCCUUAACUGUGAUGACUGCUGUUCCUGCAGUAAUUGUUUUUUAUCUACUAGUGAACAUCUCAUAUCUGACUGUCCUCACACCUAAGGAAAUUGUCUCCUCAGUUGCCGUGGCAGUCACCUGGGCUGAUCGAGUGAUCCCCUCUGUUGCCUGGAUCAUUCCUCUCUCUGUUGCUGUCUCAAUAUUUGGUGCCCUCAACUGCAGCAUGUUCACACUCGGUCGAUUAAGCUAUGCUGGAAGUCAGUCAGGACAUUUACCUCUUUUAAUAUCCAUGCUUAAUGUCCACUCCUGUACACCAGCACCAGCCAUGAUUUUUUCAACCACCAUUGCAUCCAUUUUUAUCAUCCCCUCUGACCUUAUUAUGCUAACAAAUUACUUUGGAUUUUCUGCCUGGCUUAUGACUGGAUUGACUUGUGCAAGCCUGAUUGUACUUCGAUACCGGGAACCUCAUCUACACCGACCAUACAAAGUGUUUUUACCAGUUCCAUUUAUGAUGGUGGCAAUGUCUUUCUUCCUAGUUCUAGCUCCCAUGGUCUGGUCUCCAAACAUGCAAUAUGUUUAUGCUUUCCUGUUCAUGCUUGGAAGUCUCAUUAUUUAUCUGCCCUUUAUACAUUUUAAAUUGCAUUUUCCAUUUCUUGAUAAAAUUACUUGCCACCUACAGCUCCUGUUAGAAGUCUGUCCUGCUGAUGGACCUGCUGAGGGCAAAUGUGAAUAA